This is a messenger RNA of Amyelois transitella, 5213 nucleotides long. RefSeq names its product CUB and sushi domain-containing protein 2 (gene fw). The record is from RefSeq and is a predicted model, not a curated record. Lineage: Eukaryota; Metazoa; Arthropoda; Insecta; Lepidoptera; Pyralidae. The transcript has 18 exons. The coding region runs from base 134 to 3469 and encodes 1111 amino acids.
CUGACCCGCGCCACGGCACACGUCUACUCCGUGCCAUACAUACGCCUCAAUGGCAAACUUUUACUUUCGCGCAAUUUUUUAAAACUAUCAUCUGUGGUGUGUGUGAUGUGAAUUACAAGUUGACCGUUGAAAUAUGUUACUCUUACUGAUUUGGAGUGUUGCGCUUGCGCCGGCGUCUGCUCAAGUGGAGCGUCGCUGCGGCCACCCAGCCGUGCCUCCCAACGCCAGGGUGUCUCUCCCGGGGGACGACAUUGUCCCGGGUACCAUGGCCACCUACGAAUGCGAUGAUGGGUACGAGCUCUUCGGUGCCCAUCAGAGGGAAUGCACCAUCAGAGGCGAAUGGACUGCCGAGCCACCGUUUUGUGGCACCAACGUCGCCUUCAGAAAGCCAGCGAACCAAUCCACGACGGUGCGCGGGGGCAGUGCUAGCAACGGGAAUGACGGGGAGAAGACCACGGAACAUGAUGGGAAGAGAUGCAGCGAGACCCAGAGGGAAGCCUCGCCCUGGUGGCAGGUGGAUCUGCUGAGGCACUACGCGGUGAAGGUGGUCAGGGUCACCACUAGGGGAUGCUGUGGCCACCAACCGCUGCAAGACCUGGAGAUCAGGGUGGGCAACAGCAGCUCAGACCUUCAGAGGAAUCCCCUGUGCGCCUGGUUCCCAGGGACUAUUGACGAAGGAGUAACGAAGACGUUCACGUGCGCCCGUCCCCUGAUCGGCCAGCACGUGUUCCUGCAACUGGUGGGGGUAGAGGGGUCCCUGUCUCUCUGCGAGGUCGAGGUCUUCACUACCGAAGAAUUUUCCAACGACCGCUGCGCGCCGACCGCAGCACCGGCUGACAUCGAACUGGCCGCCUUCUCCAGGAACUGUUACGAAUUCAACGUCGCCAAGGGGGGCUCCUUCGACGAGGCCAGGAAGCAGUGUCAGUCCCACGGCGGCGACUUGAUACACGGCUUCCAGGGUGCUACAUCGAGUUUCCUGACCCAGGAGUUGGAGAGAAGGAAAGCUCAACUCAAGACCCAGCUCGUCUGGAUCGGAGCACAGAAGGAACCAGGACUCACUUCUAGGACCUGGAAAUGGGUGGAUGGUGAGGUGGUUUCAAAGCCGACGUGGGGCAAAGACCAGCCCAACAAUUACAACGGGGAACAGAACUGCGCGGUCCUGGACGGAGGGCGAGCCUGGCUCUGGAACGACGUGGGCUGCAAUCUGGACUACCUCCACUGGAUCUGCCAGUACCUACCUCCGUCGUGUGGAAGCCCAGACAAACUCCUGAACACGACCAUCGAAGGGAACAAUUACCAAGUGGGCGCAUCAAUAGCGUACAGAUGUCCAGAAGGGCACAUGCUUAUUGGGGGCAAGACCAGAGAGUGCAAGAAAGAUGGCUUCUGGUCUGGCACGGCGCCUAGCUGCAAGUAUGUGAACUGCGGAGGACUGACUCCAAUACAAGACGGAGAAGUGGCUUUAAUCGAUUCCCGAACAACCCACGGAGCCAGAGCGUUAUACAGUUGCAGAGAGAAUUACACCCUCGUUGGAGAAGCAGAAAGGGUGUGCGGGGACGAGGGAAUCUGGAGUGGGGAGCCUCCGAAGUGCUUGUUCGAUUGGUGCCCUGACCCACCGCCCGUGGCUGGAGCCGUGGUGGCUGUGAGCGGUCACAAGGCAGGCGAUCUCGCCACGUAUACCUGCCAGAACGGGUUCAUCUUAUUUGGACCACCGAGUGUAACCUGCUCUCUCGGAGGGCAGUGGUCCGGCACGCCCCCCUCCUGCAAGUACGUUGACUGCGGCACUCCCGCGCAGGUGCACAAAGGCUCCUUCCAGCUCCUCAACGGCACCACCACAUACGGCUCCAUCGCGCAGUUCAGCUGCGAAGCUGACUAUUGGCUAGCAGGAGCGGAGGAGAUCACGUGCAACAGAGAUGGAAAAUGGUCGCAUGAUAUACCUACUUGUGAAUUGAUAUCAUGCCCUGACCCUGAAGUUCCCGCUGGGGGCUACAUGGAGGCCUACGACUACAACGUUCACUCGACGAUAGAUUUCCACUGCGAACGCGGGCACAGACUGGUCGGCGAGCCUAGUCUCACGUGCCAACAGGACGGCGAGUGGUCGGCCGAGUCGCCUAAAUGUGAAUACGUGGACUGCGGUAAACUGCCGUCUCUUCCAUACGGUUCUGCGGAACUCCUCAACGGCUCCACUCACCUGGGCAGCGUGAUCCAGUACUCCUGCACAACCAACUACCGCCUCGUGGGCCCCGUGAGGAGGACCUGCACGGAGGACCACCAGUGGAGCGACAGCUCUCCGCGGUGUGAAGAAAUCCGUUGCCCCGAUCCCGUGGUGCCUGAAAACAGCAUCGUAUCCGUGACGGGCAACGACCGGAUGCACGGCCGUACGUUGAUCAGGACGUCCGUGAGCGCGACGUCCGGCAACACGUACCGGAUCGGCGCCCUGGUGAAGUACCGGUGCGAGAGGGGGUACAAAGUGGUGGGGGAAAGCCUGUCCACCUGUGAGGACAAUGGCCAGUGGAGCGGCACCACGCCUAAAUGCCAAUACGUGGACUGCGGCAACCCAGGGCGGCUGGAGAACGGCAAGGUGACGCUGGCCACAAACGCGACGUACUACGGCGCGGCCGCUCUCUACGAGUGCCACGAACACUGGCAGCUGACUGGCGUUUCGAGGAGGCUGUGCCAGGACAACGGCACUUGGAGUUCCGAAGCUCCUCUUUGCAAAGAAAUCACUUGUCCGGACCCAUCCAUCCAAAUCAAGGGCAGCACAGGUCUGCUGGUGGUGACUUCGACACUCAGCAUCGGCGGAGAAGCGCACUACCGUUGCGAAAGGGGGUACGGCCUCAAAGGGAACCAGACGAGGCCCUGUUUGCCAAGGGGGCAGUGGGCAGGGGCUCCUCCUGUUUGUAUACCGAUCGACUGCAAAGCUCCAGGGCAGAUUGAGAACGGGCGGAUCAUAAUAGCGAAUGGGUCAACUUUAUUCGGGAGCUCCAUCGAGUACCACUGCUUGCCUGCUUUCCAGAGAGUCGGGCCUUUCCUCAGGAAAUGUUUGGAUGACGGGAGGUGGUCUGGGGAAGAGCCGAGCUGUGAACUCCUCAGUAAUGAAGCGGCUGAUAGUGGAACCUUGCCCUUGAGCGUGGGUGUAGGCUGUGGGGUCGUGUUGUUCCUGUUGCUGCUGUUGGGAAUCGUGUAUUUGAGACUGCGUAAAGCGACUCCAGUGAAAAACACAGAAAAUAUAGAAGGCGCUGAGAGGAAAGAGGAUCAGAACGCGGCCGUGAUGAGCUACGCCACGCUGCACGACUCCAACGGUCGACACAUAUACGACCACGUCACGGACAACGUGUACGACUCGCCGUACAGCGAGAGAAUCACCGACAACGCCGAGUACGGGAGACGAAGCGACACUGACUCCGCUUACGAACCCGAGCCGACGGGGCCGAGUGCCGUCGUCACCAUCAACGGAGUCGCGGUACGCUGAAAACUUUAAAUAACAGUGUUCCAAUUAAUAGUGGCUUCGGCCGUCCGGCUCGAAGGACCAAUAACGAAAACGGUAACCAAAAAUAACGAAGUGUUUUUAUUUCGUCCCUAGUGUCAUAAAAUGCUUUUUAUUGGUUUUAAUUUAAUGUUCCUGUGAAAUUGUGAACGUUACCUCGAUUGCGGAAUUAUCAAGUGGUUACCAUUCUAGACAUUGAAUUUUAGGAUUUAAUCUCAGGUCAGAGAAUGUUUCGAGAACUUUAGUGUGUUCAGCGUGACCAACCCUUACUAGGUAUUGAACCAAAGAUGUAAAUGAGUUGGAAUUAUAUGGAAUAAAAUUUGUAAUUAGUUGUUUAAAGCCUUAAGACUGCCAUUUUUCGUCAUAAAUAAUACUGGAGAGUUCAGAUAUCUCAACUUUUUUAUAUUCGCAAUCAAUUUUAAGUGCUUAUUAUUUUAUGGCGAAAAGCGGCCAGCUGAAUUAUUAAUUUCAAUGUAGCUUUUAAACUAUUUGCAUUACAAGUGAACAAAAGCCUAGUUCAGUAAGUAUUGACUAUAUUUAUUGUGGCGUCUUGAUGUAUCAUUAGUAUAUUUUAGAUAGUGAUGCCAAAAUUAUAUUUUUAAAAUGUCUAUUCAUUAACCGUUUCUUAUAUUGUUCCCUGGUUUUAUAAGUCUUACUGAGAAAUCAAAAUUUUGGAAGUAUUUGCGAAACGCGAAGUUAGUUUUAUUUUAAUCUUUCAUAUUAUCUUUUAAACAAACAAAUUCAUUCUGCGUAUUAAAAUUUAAUCAACAAAUACUGAAUAAUUGAAAUGUACGAAACUAUGUGUAAAAUAUAGGAAAAUUAUAGUCAUCCGGGAAGAAUAUUAUUUUGUAAUAUUAAUUACUAUUAGGUACAUACUAACAAAGUGUUUUAGUAUUUUGGACGUACCUAUUCGUACGUAUUCUUAAGCUUAAUUUAUUAAAAGUGUUUAUAAUCCCAAGUUUAAAUGUUCUUAUUGCUCUGUUCCUGCCAUAUAUAUAAUUAUACCAUGAUUCUAAGGGUAUUGCUGAUUUUUAUUAUGUUUCUUCAUAUUGUCAGAAAAACCUUUAAAAUAAUAAUGAAAUUUUACUAAAGUUUUCUACAAGGUUUUACACAAAACAUAAUAUUCGGAGUCAAAUUUAUACAAAUGCUUAAAAAAUGCUUCUUUGUAAAUAUCUAGUAGUAAGCAACUGUAUGGAUUAAAUUUCUUUUUAAUCUUGCAGUAUUCCUAUCACGACAUGAUCAUAAUAAAUUAAAAAUACAAUUUAUUUAAAUUAAGGGUUUGCGAAUUAUAAAAAUACAUAUUUACGCAGCGUAGAACUUCGCGGGUCUCAAUCUAGAACUAUACGAGUAGAAUGUUUUUAAAAUACCAUUCAAAUAUACAUUACUUAAAAAUUCAGUACCCGCAUUAUAACUGUCAAAAUAAUAAUUUUAACAUUGCGAUGAUUGCUUUAGUUUAAGUUUAAUACAAAUUCCUACAUUUUAUACCUUAUUGUUUAGAUUUGAUGUGAAUGUGGUCGAAAAUCACAACUUCAUCAUUGUCUUUCAUUGUUUAGAUAUGCUUAAGAAAAUGCAGUAAUAUAUGUAUGUAUGUGCUGUUUUGAAUUUCGUUGCAAAAUUAAUUUGAUUGUAUAACUAUUGACCUUAAAAACAAAUCUCACUGCCAAUGUGAAUCAAUUAUAAUAAUAUUUAAAAAUCUUUUUUAUCCUAAUUAAAAUGAUACCAAUUAUAA